This is a messenger RNA of Paraglomus brasilianum, 567 nucleotides long. The record is from the annotation of a GenBank genome assembly. NCBI's taxonomy places the organism in Eukaryota, Fungi, Glomeromycota, Glomeromycetes, Paraglomerales, Paraglomeraceae.
AUGCCACCUCCGGCCUGCGAAUGUACUGCAUUGGAUAUAGCUGUACGCGUCCCUGUUUUGAAACAUUACCUAGACGAGACAGGUAAAAAAGCGCAGAACGGUUUUAUCUUGCGUUCGGCUCCAAUUCGCAAUAUUAUUCUUAUCAAAGCAAUGAUUUAUUUAGUGGCACCGUUGAAGCCAUCACCAAAGAGGCAGAAGGUCAUAAUGGAAAGGAAUUCUGUACUUCACAAAGGGGAUGGUCUUCCCAUUGGUGAUAGCAACUUUGAAAACAUUGUGAGGGAAAAUCGGACCUUUCUUGACAAGACGUUCUUAAUUGCGGAAUUCUUGGAAAACAAUGCACGUGUCUCUCUGGUCUUGCGGCCAAGGAGGUUUGGAAAGACCACAAACCUAACUAUGCUGGAAAGAUUCUUUGCUAUACCUCUACAUCCGGACAAUGAAGAUCACCGUAAGGAUCUGUUCAAGGACACAAUGCUAAUGAAGCAGCACCCAGACUUGUUCCAUGAACACUUCUGCAGAUAUCCGGUUAUAUAUUUGUCUCUGAAGGGCUGCGAGGGCUUUGGAAGCUGG